Phacochoerus africanus (Common warthog) is the source of this 2965-nucleotide messenger RNA. RefSeq names its product DnaJ heat shock protein family (Hsp40) member C28 (gene DNAJC28). The record is from RefSeq and is a predicted model, not a curated record. Lineage: Eukaryota; Metazoa; Chordata; Mammalia; Artiodactyla; Suidae. The transcript has 2 exons. The coding region runs from base 330 to 1490 and encodes 386 amino acids.
CUAGGGGUGGGAGAGGGCGGGGUCGACUGCCCGGGGCGGGACGGAGCGUCCCGAAAUUGUCCCGCUUGUGUCCUUUUGGGAAGAAUUUGUUUUAAAAGAGAUUCUGGGGUCCCCUGGUAAGGUAGGACGUCUGUCUCUAUUCGGUAUCACAUUGCCCUCCGUACCCCUGAGGGUUCCCUCAGCGUAAAACGGCAGAUGGUCUAGUCCAGCGGCGGAGUGGAGGGCCGCCCUAGCACGCAUGCGCAGAUGCUCAGCAUGGGGGCGGGCGCCGCAGAGCCCCUUCCCAGGGUCUGAGAAGAUCAUUGCUAGGAAGAAAUCUGGGCACAAUAAUGAACACAGUGUAUGUAGUGACGGCUCGAAUCCUAAGAUCUCAUCUGAUACACGUUUCAAUGAUUCCUCAUCAAAUGAACAUGGGUCCAUAUCUUGGUGUGCUUAGAACUAGAAUGAUGUCAACUUAUAAAUCCAAAAAGAAGAUGAGCGAAUAUUAUAGGCUGCUGAAUCUGGAUGAAGGAUGCUCUGCAGAUGAUGUCAGGGAAUCUUUUCGUAAACUUGCCAAGCAAUAUCAUCCAGACGGUGGCUCUAGUACUGCUGAUUCUGCAACGUUUAUAAGGAUCGAAGAAGCUUAUAGGAAGGUGCUUUCCCACGUGACUGAACAAACAAAUGCCAGGCAGAGUAAAGUUGAAGCGGACGAGGAAGAAGAAGAAAAAUUCAAAUAUAAAACACCCCAACACCGGCAUUAUUUAAGUUUUGAAGGUAUUGGUUUUGGGACGCCAAGUCAACGAGAGAAGCAAUAUAGGCAAUUUAGAGCAGACCGUGCAACUGAGCAAGUGAUGGAAUACCAAAAGCAGAAGCUGCAAAGCCAGUAUUUCACUGACAGUGUAACUGUGAAAGAUGUAAGACACAGUAAACAACAAAAGAUAACUCAAGCAAUAGAGCGUUUAGUGGAGGAUCUCAUUCAGGAAUCGAUGGCCAAAGGAGACUUUGACAAUCUCAGCGGGAAGGGGAAACCUCUAACAAAGUUUUCUGGCUGUUCAUAUAUUGAUCCCAUGACUCACAACCUGAACAGAAUAUUAAUAGAUAAUGGAUAUCAACCGGAAUGGAUCCUAAUGCAAAAGGAAAUCAAGGAUACUAUUGAGGAACUCAGAGAGGCAAUUUUAGCAUCGAGGAAAAAACUGGGGAGUCCCAUGUCACCAACUGAACAGAAACAGUGGAACCAGGUUUGUGAACAGUUUCAAGAAAACGUCAGAAAACUAAACAAGCGAAUUAAUGAUUUUAAUUUAAUUGUUCCCCUGCUGACCAGGCAAAAAGUCCAUUUUGAUGCACAGAAAGAAAUUGCCAGAGCCCAGGAAACCUAUGAGACCCUGCUAAAGACAAAAGAAAUCACAGAUAAAAACCCAGAUGUCAUCCAUCAGAGUGAAGGGGAGGAAACAGCUAGAGCCAAGACAGGUUUCUUUAACUGGAUGAAUGUGUGGAGAUUUAUUAAAAUCUGACCAUCUCGGUGUUCACAGCACUGCUCCAAAUCAUUUUCAGUAAUGCUGACAUCACACGGGCUGAAAUUUAUUUCUAUAACACAAGGGUUUGAGAACUGUGCGCCCCUGCACUUUUCACGAAAAUAAUCACAUCUUCAGUGAUGUGUAAGUGAGAGAACUGUGAGAAACUGAGUCAGAGAAAUGUUCAGCCAGCUUUGUUCUGAGGAUAUGGCAAGACGAGAGGAGAACAUACUUUUAAGGAAACAAUUUCAUACAUUUCAGAGGGUGAAUGUCAGUCAUCAAGUGAAUGGAUUUAGGACAGGGACUCAGACUGGGAAUCAUAAAGGGUAGUCCAAAGUCUUAGUGCAGUUUGAGGCCCUAAUAAAUUCACAGCCGUUGCUGUUUGCCCUCUUUAAACAUAGGUACUUCAACAGCAACAACUAAACAUGUAUUAGGAAAAAUCACAAAAUGAAAGAAGCAUGGAAUAAGGGCAAGUCAACCUCCAAAUGAGGUAUGUAUUUUGCAAGUUUGCUGCAUUUAUACACCUGAGGUUAUUAAAGCACAAAACUGUUCUGAGACUUGGGGGACAUUUUCAGUAGGGUUGGAAAUGGUAAGAUCAGGAAAUUAGGCUGCUUCUCUUCCUCCUUCUCCCCCUCCCCGUCUACCUUCUCCUCCUUCUCCUCCUCCUCCUUUUUAAAAUAAAGGCCUUCUCUGUGGGUACUUAAUGAAAAAAGCCACUAAAUAUCUGGGUGUACUUUUUUCUAACGUCAUGAGCCAUUGGCUGCAUGAAUCCAUCAGCCAAGCUAGCUGAUUUAGCUAUUCUAGAAAUAGACUCCAGUGUCCACUUUUAAAGACUUUGAAUGUAUUUUCUGACCUUUUGGAGGUGGAAAAAAAAAAAAAAAAUCCCUGUGCCCAACAGAAACAAGAUUUCACUUUUGGCUUCAUUUCUAUUUAGAGGUUGAAAUGUUAGAUUUACCUGAACCUACCUGAAGCCUGUCUUUGUUACGUGUCAGAGUCCCCAGAGGCUUUUUUUGUGGUGUGAAAAAUCUGUUUACUGUCUUAGGGAAGGACUUUAUUAAAAAAAGGAGAAGAAGAGUGUGCAGUAACUCCAUUAGACUAAUUUCCUGAUCUUACCAUUUCCAGCCAUAUCCAAUGGCCAGUCUUAGGAACCCUUCGAUAAACAAAGGCAAGAUGUCACAAUUUUAUGCCCACUUGCAUUUUGGCAAAUGACCAGAGAUUGAUAUCCGUGAGAUUGUGUCCCAUCACUUUCAGAAAAUUUGACUUUUUAAGGUCUGUGUAUUUGCCUUAUUCACAGAAUAGGGCAACUGGAAGGAUACGGAGAGCGGUCAAAAGGAGCAGGUCUGUUUCCUUAUUUAAUUCAGAGCUCUCUACUGUGGUUGUGGCUCAGAAGCAUGGCACCUGCCACUCUAAUUUUGGAAGAACGAGUUAUUUUGUAAAGUGUGUGUUAGUUAAAUAAAAUUACGUCUUCAAAAGGA